Messenger RNA from Tribolium castaneum (red flour beetle), 1393 nucleotides. RefSeq lists its product as uncharacterized. Bases 33 to 1355 code for a protein of 440 amino acids. Gene Ontology annotation, molecular function: phosphatase binding. The record is from RefSeq and is a predicted model, not a curated record. NCBI's taxonomy places the organism in Eukaryota, Metazoa, Arthropoda, Insecta, Coleoptera, Tenebrionidae. The transcript is spliced from 5 exons. Gene Ontology annotation, biological process: negative regulation of phosphatase activity.
UCAAGAGUUUGGCUUUCAUUUUAUUUGAAAUCAUGACAAAAGACAACAUAAAUCCGCCGUUUGCUAACGGAUAUUGGGUUUGGGACGAGGCUUCUAAUGGCCUAGCUUUUAUCAGUCGCGAUGUCAAAGAAACCACACCGGGAUUGCCGGCAGCUGGAGCAACACAACCGGCCAAAAAGGAUAAAAUGGGGCAAAUCAGAUUCAAAGACACUGUCGAUAAUUUAGGCUUGGCCCAAUUUCGGCGCAUCUACCAACGGAGAAUCAAGCCAACGGAGCCCCAAAUCGUCACAAUCCAGGACAUCAAAGACGUGGCGAUUUUCACAGCACUUCGGGCCGAUUUAACCCCCGAAUUCAUCGACUUUAUGCACACGCAACGAAUGGACGAAUUCCUGCGCACUUUAAUCGUUUACUUCCAGUACUAUUUCCAGGUCUGGGACAACUUGAUCCUGCGACGUGAGGAAGCCAAGCGCAAAUUGCGCCAACCAAUCGUCACAGUUUUGGAAAAUAUCGUUCGAGAUAAUUUGGCCGAUUUGCGCAGCAUGGUGGCCCGAAAUUACGGUUUUAUUUUAAUGGGUCUCGAAGACACUUUCAAGUACUACCAUAUGGGCAACCGCAACAAUGUCUCGCUUUCGGACAAAGACCGGCACUUGCACGAGUGUCUUUUAAGCAUGGCUGCGAAAAUCGUCUGGAUUGCUUUGCUGCGCAAAAACUUCACGGUCAUAGAAAUCGAGCUAAAUCGGCUCUUCAGAACCGAAAUUUUCAACACAAUGAGUCGCAUCAGACAGUCUACGUUUCAAACAAACGCGGAGGAGAAUCGGGUCUUGUUAGGCAAAGCCUUCACGCAAGAAAAAAAACUCAAACACCGAUCUCCCGCAGUCCAGGAGCUAAUUUUCGAUAAUCAUUGCUACAAAAUGCUAGCCAUUGGCCUCCUUCAAGUCGAACCAGUUGCAGAACGAAUUGCGUAUUUGGAGGCUGCUUACACAGCCCCCGAAGAAAUUCUCUUCGAUAUUCAAGUCGGUGUCGGGAUUCUCGGGCUGUCCAAAGACUAUUUGAACCCGAUUUUGAUGCCGAAAGAAGGCAUGGCCAAGCGAAUUCACAUCCCGGUGUUCAAAAUGCCCGAAAUGAAAAUAAACGAGGGCUUUAGGUGGGAUAUAGUGACCGAGACUUUGCCGGAAGUGCCCCCUAAAUGGACCGAAACGGAGCAAGCGAGGAGUGCGAGGAUAAGACAAGGGAAAAUGUGGCGUCGUUACGCUGCCGGGCUGUUAAUGAAAAUACCGGAUAUGUUAAGUGCAAACAUUGAAUCACCUUCUGGAAGUUAUUUAUUAUCAGAGUCGCUCGAAAACGACGAUAACUGACUCCUAAGAUAAUUCAUUAAAUCAUUCUCACUUAGAAA